This is a messenger RNA of Ilex paraguariensis (yerba mate), 247 nucleotides long. Lineage: Eukaryota; Viridiplantae; Streptophyta; Magnoliopsida; Aquifoliales; Aquifoliaceae. The record is from the annotation of a GenBank genome assembly.
AUGGCUUCUCCAAGGUACUCGGUUCCGUUCUUUUUACUUUCUAUUAUUGUUUCUUUGGCAAGAUCAGAGGACGCCCAAGCUCUUUUAGAGUUGAAAGCUUCAUUAGAUCCAUCAAACUCGCUUCAAUGGCAAGGAAUAGAUGUGUGUAAAUGGCGAGGAAUCAAAGAAUGCCAGCAAGGAAGGGUCACAGAGAAAAAAUGCCAGUCCGAUGACAUCUCCAGCGUCACCGCCACUGCGCCAUGGCUUG